This is a messenger RNA of Symbiodinium sp. CCMP2456, 2847 nucleotides long. The record is from the annotation of a GenBank genome assembly. NCBI's taxonomy places the organism in Eukaryota, Dinophyceae, Suessiales, Symbiodiniaceae.
AUGACGAUGUCCAUGCCGAACAUUGGUUGGAACAGCCAGGUGGACUCUGCGAAGGCACGAGAGAACAAAGUUUCUGUCGAUCACCUGCAUGGAGAGUUCAUGAAGGUUCUGGAUACGGUCGAGGAGAUAAAAAUGGAGAAAGUAGAAGCAGCGGAGGAGGCCAAACGCUAUGCGCGGGAACGUCGCCUUCGCGAAGAGGAGCUAAGGCUGCAGGCUGAGCAGGGCGCACGAGACUCACCCGAGAAGCAGGCCCUGUUGGGCUUGCCAGACGUUGCUCCAGGUGAUGGGGCCGCCAAGGUGAGGCCCCGCAAGAAGAAGGGACAGAAGAAGGAGGACGUUUUCCAGGACUUCGGGAAGGAGCAUGACGACGCCCCAAUCCAGGAAAUUAAGAAGAACGGCCUGGUCUUCUACCAUCUGAACUACAAGCGCUACUGGCAGUCAGAUCGGGAUUUGGAGAGAUGGGCUAAGUCUCUUGGGCACAACAUCCGGCACGAGAAGCUGCUCUUCGAGGUGCGAAACCGCUGGGCCGAAGAUCUUCUUGGCGAUCGGAUGGAGCUGAAGAUCCGACACAAUCCUCUUGUCAGGUCACGCACGCAGGAGAGACUCAGACCGACCACCGGUGUGUCGGUGGCCUUGCAGCUCAAGGACCUGCAAAAGCAGCUGGCGCCGAAGGACCAUAAGAAGAAGCGGGUCAUGGCGGCACUGGCCCACAAACCGGGUGGCAUGUUCGGUCAAUUCUUCGGUGGGGACGACUCGCAGGCCGUAGACGACGUCGGAGAGCCCCUUGCUUCCCGAGGCGACGGCCAGGUCGACGAGCUGGCAAGGGUGAGCUAUGUGGGACGAGAUAGCAAAGACGAGAGGGGCUGGCUGUAUGGCAGUCACAACGACUGCGAGGGCUGGCUUCACUCGGAUGCGGUGGUUCCCCUAACCUUCCCAGAGCCGCCAGACCUGGACAGACUUUCCAGGAAACUGGCAAGCCUUCUCCGGUAUCCAGAUUCGCGCAUACUGAUCCGAGAAGAUGGAUGGGCGUCGGUGGAUCAAGUGAAGACGGUCAUGCCUCAUCCGGACUGGAUCGAGCAUGUAGUUGCCAGAAGCAUCAACAAGGACGGAAUCGGACGCUUUGAGUUCGAUGAGACACGUGACAAAGCUGCAUGGUCCAUUGUGUUCUUGAGCUUGUGCAGGCCAGUUCAUUCGCGCGGCGACCCGCUCGGCCUUCAAGACGACCCGCCCUACAAUCCCGAAUACAGCCAUUGCCAGUGUGGCAAAGUUGUUGCUCCAGCGCGAGCGCUGUAUGACGUCAUGCUGAAGCCGGUGAUGUCACUGGAUGAAGUGCAACCAGGUGGCACCUACCUGGUGAAGGGUUUGGAGGCUUUCGAUCCGCCGAGGCUCCUCUUCAACCACCGGCCAGCUCAGGGACCGUCGCUGCGGACCUUGGCACGUGCCCAGCCCUUAGUGAUGGGAGGACUUCAAGAGCAGGCCAAGCAAGCAGUGGCAGGAGACCGGGACAUGGUCGAACACUUCUCGCAGGUGCCAUCGCUGGCCUCACAGAAGACUCGUGCCUCCCUUGAGAGGGAGCCCUUGCCCACUGUGCAAUCGCCGCCCUGGCUGUCGCAGGAAGGCAUGCCAGAAGUAGAGCCGCGGAAAGGGCAAUGGCAGGUGGACGACUUCCUCCAGCACAAGUUGAGCUGGAGCUGCCAAGGUGCUGCAGUCAUCGUACAACCGGCACCAAAAGCGGAUCGACCGCUUUGCGGCCACAUCAUCCACCUGAGCAUGGUGCCUGGCUUGCAGAAGAUUCAAGGGCUCCGAUGGCUGAGCAGCUGGAGACAUGGCAAGACACCGAGGGGAAGGAUCGUCAGAGGGCACUUCUGGGCCAAAUUCUUCUGCCGAGCAGGCUUUGCAGUUUUUUGUCCUGAUUGUCCAGAGGACUCUCGCCACCGGGUGCUGGUCACGAAGACUGCGCCUCCCAUCCUGCUGCUGGAGCUCAAUGCUGUGGCCACCUUCAACAUGAUGGACCCGGACACCUCUCAAGACAUCGUCUUUGGCAUGGAUGCCGUCAAUCAGUUGAUGAAGAAUCCAAAGGCUCUGAAUGGUCGGCCUCUCGCCUACGUCAUCCAGGGCUCUGGUCCGCACUUCUGUCCAGGCGGGAAUCCUAAUCCGAAGCUCUACCCGGGGCACAUUCCGUUGACAGUCAAUCAGUAUGCGGGUUAUUUGCCCUUCAUCAGAUGCCGAGAGAUGGCCCUUCCAGGCAUCUGUGCCUUGCAUGGUUCUCUAGUUGGCGGUGGUGUUGCCUACUCUCUCAACAACCCGGUCCGCUUCGCAGAUAGCAAGGCUUCAGCAUGCUUUGGAAAUCUGAGUCGUGGAGCUGUACCUGGUAUGGUGCUCUCGUCCAACAUCCCGCAGGCACUCGGGCUUCAAGGGGCCUUGGACAUCUACCUGACGGACAACACCUACAGCACAUAUGCUUGCGUCAAAGCUGGAUAUCUCCAUGGCGUCCAGGCCAGCAUUGCUGGGGUUAAGCAAGAGGCGCUCAAGCAGGCCAGACGCCUUGGGCAAGCACCCUUCGGCCAGCGCAUCGUAGGCAUCAAGCCUGAGCUGGACGUGGAACGCUUCGGCUUGGAGGCGUGGGCCAUUGACUUGGGAGCACGGACGGAAGGAGUCUUCCGGAACGUUGGUGCGAAGAGCCCCAAAGAGAUGGAAGCUGAAGAGAAAGCCAAGGAGCGGGAAGCCAAGCUGGCGGCCGAGGGUGGCAAAAAGCAGGAGGAUUGGAACGAGUGGCGCAAGAGGCAGAUCCAGCCAAAGAAGCGCCCAAAGCGACGCGCACGUCGUCCUGCUGCCCCAGCAGGCUGA